AUGAAGCAAUAUGAACAGCAACCAUCCAUUGAUGAUUUAGAAGAAGCAAUCAAAUUGCUGCGUGAAAUUCUGCAAAUAGUUCCUCCACAGGAUCAAAAUCGAUCAAACGUUCUCAGUAAUGCAGUGCUUGCUAUCAAACGUCGAUAUGACCGUCUUGGAUCUAUGGAAGAUAUGGAGGAAUCUAUUUCUCUUGGCCGGGAAUCAGUCAAGCUUUGUCCUCUUGGCCAUCCGCGUCGUUCAUCGUCUUUCCACAACCUUGCGCUUGCUCUUGGAAGUCGAUAUGAGCAACUUGGAUCAAAGGAAGACCUGGAAGAAAUAAUUUCACUUCUUAGAGAAUCGCUCAAAAUUGCCCCUACUCCUCAUCCGAGUCGUUCAAUAAUUGUUACUAAUCUCGCAUUUUCCCUGAUAAAUCGUUACUCAGAACAGGGAUCAAUCGAAGAUUUAACAGAAGCCAUAUACUUUGGGCAGGAAUCGCUGAGAUUACAUCCUCCUGGUCAUCCACUUCGUUCAUGGUCGCUCAAAUGCCUGGCAAUUACUCAUCAAAUUUGGCACUACCGCUUGGGAGUAGUGGACGAUUUGGAAAACGCAAUAUCAUUUCAUCGGGAAGCCAUGGAGCUGAUGCCUCUUAAGCACAUGUAUCGCUCCUCCGACCUGUACAAUCUUGCAAAUGCUCUUCGUAUCCGGUAUUCAAAGCAGAAAAAUAUCCAUGAUUUAGAAAAAUCUAUUUUAUUCUACCGUGAAUCACUUAAUUUGCGUCCUGCAGGCCAUCCAGGUCGUUCACUGUAUCUCCACAAUCUCGCAAUCUCCCUGUUAUUUCACUUCGAAUAUGAAAGAAUGUGGGAUGAUUUUACUGAGGCGUUUCAACUUUUUGAACAAGCAGCAUGUGAUGCUACCUCUUUUGUACAACAUCGCUUGUCAUCUGCUAUAUUCUGGAUAAAUUCCGCCCGUGUCAUUAACGAUGAAUCAAUUAAACAUGCUUGUAAAACUGCACUCCAUUUACUUCACCGUUCGCUCAUUUCCCGCGGCCAUGUUGAAGCGCAACAAAGUUACCUCGCCACUACCCAAUCUGCUACUUCAUUGGCAUGCGAAUCAGCCUCCACGAUAAUACCUACUGGGGAUCUUGAAACAGCAGUCGAGUUGCUUGAACAAGGUCGCGCGAUCCUGUGGUCCAAGGCCAAUGUGUACAAAGACCCACUUCAGGAACUCCGCCAGGCCAAUGAAGGGAUUGAAUUAGCUGACCGACUUGAGUCUUUGAAUAUCCAACUCGAGAAGAUAGUAUUGCAAUCCCAGUGA
This is a messenger RNA of Psilocybe cubensis, 1293 nucleotides long. RefSeq lists its product as uncharacterized. The transcript has a single exon. The record is from RefSeq and is a predicted model, not a curated record. Gene Ontology annotation, molecular function: protein binding. NCBI's taxonomy places the organism in Eukaryota, Fungi, Basidiomycota, Agaricomycetes, Agaricales, Agrocybaceae. Bases 1 to 1293 code for a protein of 430 amino acids.